Aspergillus bombycis is the source of this 858-nucleotide messenger RNA. RefSeq lists its product as uncharacterized. The record is from RefSeq and is a predicted model, not a curated record. Bases 1 to 858 code for a protein of 285 amino acids. Lineage: Eukaryota; Fungi; Ascomycota; Eurotiomycetes; Eurotiales; Aspergillaceae. The transcript has a single exon.
AUGGCACUCUCGACAAAACGCCCACGGUUCUUCUUCCAUCCACGGCGCCCAAGCCUCAGUCCAUCCGAAUCAUCAUCGCAGCUCGAGCAGCCGUUAUCAAUAGUCGCAUCCACAUCGGCCGUACCCCUGCAGGCCCCCAAACCGUCCUCCUCCGCAACCGAACAAGCAGCCGAGCUCCUCAAAAUAACAAGCCAUAUCCGCACACAGCUCCAGGAGGUACAACGUCUGCGACAGCUCAAAGCACCGGUGUUAGAUCCCGCCGAGUCGAACUGGAUAGACUCAACGAUCGCCGACAGCGCCGAUGCAACACACGAUAUAGCCGUGCUAUUAGAGCCGACCCGCAUAGAGCAGGAGAUUCGCAAUGGGAAGCUCACUCUGGGGAGACAGUUGCGCUGGAAAUAUCGGGAUAGUCAACGAGCGAUUAAUAAGUCUCAUCGGUUGCUGGCGUGUCACCAUAGCCUGAUCGGGGUUUUGAAUUAUCUUCAGCGGGUGGAUACCUCACUGUCAAAGCCUCCGAGGACAUAUGAGCUUGAUGCUGGGCUCAUUUCAAGUGCUUCUCUCGAGGUCAGUGAGUUGGAGGUCAUUCCUGCUGACCCUGCUCGGGGAAUCAUGGUAAGUUCUGGUGGAAACGAGUUUAAGUGCGUUGUUGAGGGGCCGGUAGAAGAGAAGACCAUGGUUUCUAGUUCCACGAAGCUACAUACUGUCGUGGGUAAGCCUGCCGAGAAAAACAUGGUGGGUUCUGAUGCCCUAGAUUGUGAGAUGGACGAUUUGCUGGCUUGGCGUCGGUCGAGAGGCCCCAUUGCUGACACCAAACUGCCUGUCCUUCGCAUCUCGCGCGAGUUUGAUACUAAUGCUUGA